Molecule: messenger RNA, 3154 nt
Organism: Chara braunii
Lineage: Eukaryota; Viridiplantae; Streptophyta; Charophyceae; Charales; Characeae
Source: the annotation of a GenBank genome assembly
UCGGGAGUUGUUGCUUGGGUUGGCGGGUUGGUAGACAGACUCAAUCAACGAGUCGCUCACAACCAUGUAUGGCUGACAAACUGACUGACAACGGGUCGCUCACAACCAGACACUGACAUUGACAAUGUCAUCGACAGACGGAGACGCUGUUCCCGCUCGAUCAUCGCACAUUGCAGGAUCUCCGCAGGGGACGCCAGAUCCUCGUCUAAGCGUCGAUCGAUCUCCAUGUGCAGCGUGGGGGUUGUUGGGCGUUUCACCGCACAGCGGUGGUCCGGAGGUCCGGUUGGGGAAAAGGCGCCGCGGUACUGUUUUGCAAGCGACGGGAAGCGUUAUUGGCCCGGGCGUGACACCCAUUUCGCCUUUCGCUGGUGUGUUGGGGGCUUCUCCGUUGGGUGUGGCCAGGGUUCGUGACGCGGCCGCGUAUGGAGGUGUGUAUGGUGGUCUGUUGCUGCCACCCCGAUUGCUGCCUCGACGGUUGGACUAUGCGGCCACGAUUCCUUUAGCACCUGUAUGGUCACAUGCGGUGGGCCCCCCAUGUCCCGCUGGAGGCGGUUCCCUUUCAGAAGAUUGCAGCCACGCUUGGCGUUGUCCAACCGUUUUAGCUCCACGAGUCGUCGGAGCGGCGGCGGGUUCGUCUGCGGUGCCGCCUCAGGCUCCCUUUGUUCCUCCUGAUUUCACACCUCCGGUUGACGAUGUGGAUAGCUCUGCGGCAGUCGGCGCCGUGUUCGGGCGGCAACAACAUCCGCAUGCUGGAGGGCGCGGGUUGCUGGGCGUAUCACCUUAUGCCAGUCCGGAUGACAUGCGAUCAGCAAAGAGGUCUCGUGUUCUAUCUCUUUCGCCUUCGGUCGUCGUCACUCCCGGCGGUGCGAUUGUGCAGUCUCCGUUGCCACCCUUGUUGUCGUCUCCCGCAUGCCCGUCGUAUACUCCGAUACAUCCUUUAUCGGAUUUCGAUGUGUUGUGUUAUCUUGUGCUAUCAUUGCCAUUGCGGCCUCGCCGUUUGGAGUUUGUGUCUAAUGUCCCAACAACGCCGACGUGGACACGUGCAGCACAACCAUUUCUUCCGCCUCCAGUUCUCGUUGGUCGCGACGGGUUGGACUCCAUCCCCCUCGAGGAGUGUUCUCAGUCAUCAACAGCGGUGUUUGCAAGUGGAGGGUCCGCGCUGCGUGACGGAGGUGGUCCACGUACAGACCCACGGGUGCAACGUUCGUGUGCCGCAGCAGUUCAUGGGCAGGGGGGUGUAUUGGAUGACUUUGUGUCUAAUGUCCCGACAGCACCGACGUGCACAUGUGCAACACAACCAUUUCUUCCGCCUCCAGUUCUCGUUGGUCGCGACGGGUUGGACUCCAUCCCCAUCGAGGAGUGUUCUCUGUCACCAGCAGCGGUGUUUGCAAGUGGAGGGUCCAUGCUGCGCGACGGAGGUGGUCCAAGUACAGACCCACGGGUGCAACGUUCGUGUGCCGCAACAGUUCAUGGGCAGGGGGGUGUAUUGGAUGACAGCAGACCUUAUCAUGAUCGGCCAAAUGUGUUGAAAACGAUGCAUCACUGGAAAGGUCCGAAAGCGCCUGAUGCCGCAUUCGUCGAGCCGUUGUUCCAUGCCACCGUCACUGCGGGUAUGACAUAUACCGUUCUCAACAACGUCUGCAUCGCACUUGGGGUGGCACCUGUGCGUAAGCCCACUUUUUACUGUUACAUGCGCGGUGAGGCAAAUGUGCGAGAGGGUUGGAAUGCAAAGACCGUCAGGCAGGACGUGUGGUACUGCGACUUGGCCAUAGACACAGUUAUGCGAUCAGGGAAACCAGUCACUUACAUGGUUGAUGGUCGCUACGACUCGGCUAGGUCUGCACAACAUUGCACUUUUACCGCGAUUGAGUAUGAUAAUCGGCUUGUGGUGGGUGUUCAUACUCUUCGUCCAAAGACGGAGGGAACGGCAUCGAACCAACUUGAGGCUCCUGCUGUUGUGCGCCUGUUGAGAGGCUUGCUUUCGAGGGGGUUGCAAAUCAGGACUGUUGUCUCCGACGAUUAUGCUGCAUCGGGUCCGCAGUUGGGGCACCUCAGUAUUGAAUGGCAGAAGGAUUGCCAUCAUAAGAUGCGUUGGGGACAGAGAACUUUUAUGCGCAAGGGGGGUGACCCAUGUCGAUUGCCUCUGUACACACGCGACGAGCCUGUGUAUGAAAUCAUUUGGCAGACAUUGGGCAAGCAUUGCAGCACGACCGCUUGUUCGUACUACACGGAGUUCUGUCACACGUCGACGGUUGAGACCUUCCAGGGCACGAUCAUCAUCUACGUGAAGAAGGCCUUGCACUUCGGGAAGUCGUAUGAGCCGCGUUUGACAAUUGUAAUCAUUCGAUGGAACAGUCAUGCAUGGCAGGAUCCCGUGGAGUAUCGUACCCGCAGGCCUUCUGGGACUUCUAUUCGUCCAAGGCCGAGCUACUACCGUCACAAUCACCCACCUCAAAAUUCGUGGGUGGAUCUACUGUUGACGUUCAUCCUCGGUUCGCAUGGCAUUUCUGAUUGGGCUCGACGCCUUCUCGAGUACGACGAUUGUGAUGUGGUUGGCGAGGUUGGGUCGUCGACGCCUUCUUUCCCUCGCGAUUUUUUUUGUGGAGGCGAGGAGACCAUUGCCCGUGACGAGAACGCUGUUGAUUCGGGUGCGGAUCCCGACGUUGUGGGAGAUAACAAUGUUUUUAUCAUUGGCGUCGGGUAUCAGUUGCCUGACCAACAAAUGCUGUGUCUGAUUGAUCGUGCGAUUUUCUCUCUUACGCAGAUGAUGUCGAGUUGUUCGAUGAUUGAGAUUGUGUUAUGUCGUAGUCUUUUGUACAUGUGACUUUAAUAUUUGUUGGCUUUCGAGGUGGACGUGUUGAUGCUCACUGUCUUUAUGAUCUACUUUAUUUCAUUGUGUGACCUCAUCUCACAUUCUUGUUGUUUUUUUCUCUUUUUUCCUCAUGCGGUUGUAUGUUGUCACAUCGUAUGUAUAUAUGUAUAUGCGAUGAGCAUGGAUGCUCGUCAGUUAUAAAAGUGUAUCAGCAAACAUGUAUGUAACACAUAUCUCACAGAUAGCAUUGUUUCACACCAAACAUAAUGGAAUAUGCGCAUAUAACAUUUCAAAGCAAUUCAAUGAUCACAACCAUAUUGAAGAUAAAGAUUUGUAAGCUUA